Messenger RNA from Theileria equi strain WA, 3087 nucleotides. RefSeq lists its product as hypothetical. The coding region runs from base 1 to 3087 and encodes 1028 amino acids. The transcript has a single exon. The record is from RefSeq and is a predicted model, not a curated record. NCBI's taxonomy places the organism in Eukaryota, Apicomplexa, Aconoidasida, Piroplasmida, Theileriidae.
AUGUCUGUAGAGGUGGAUAUACGUAGCAAAUGCAGAUAUACAUGUACAUGCCAAAAGAGUGCGGGCCUUAUAACUACUAAAACAGGUUCACUAAAAGAUGCUACUGAAUACGGAUAUUGCACUCAUGAGAAAUUUGUUAGGCAAGGGAUCAAGGGACUCAACUAUGAUGGACAACCUCUUAAAAUAGAAAAUGGCGUGGGUGGAAACUCUACUUUAUUCUCCGAUGAACACCCUAAGGCUUGGGAAGUAACAACUUACUACUCUUUUAAGCAUGACAAAAAUGCACGUGUUAUAAAAGUACCUCUGAUCCUCAGAGUAAAGGAUGCUAGAUAUGUAGGCCGUUAUGACUGGUAUGAGAAUGCCAGUACUAAUGGAGAUAACCUGACAUGGAAAAGGAUUGAGGACGCUCAUGGAUUUCCUACAAAGAGUAAUCAAUCCACUCUAAAGUUCAAGGAAAACCUUGAUAGAGUUUCCUGCACUAUCCACAAUCUUCAUAGAGUUGAUAUUUCCAGGAAUGAGCAAAAGAAUCCUUAUUACUGUCAAAUAUGUAGUAACGCAAAUGUCAGUAUUAAUAAAUAUGAAAGGGUUCAAGAAAUAUACACAAAAAUUGACCAUACUCCAACAGAUAACGGAGAAUACUAUGUUACGUAUGAGAACAAUCUGGUAAAAUAUAAGGACCCAAGUAAACAUACUUCCAAAUUAUGGAAAUUGCUUUCGAUUAAUAAGAAUUCUAGUCUCUCAGUAUACCACUGGGAAGGUGAUGAUAGGCUCAACAAUCCUCUCUUGAUCGAAGUUAAACCCAAUGUUGGACAGUCUACUUGGUAUGAGAACAUAGGGGAUUAUGGUGGAAAGCAUUAUAAAUGGAUAAAGUUGGAACCAGGUGAGACUGCUGGUUUCUCCAAUUAUGGAACAGAUCUAAAGAAAAAACUGGACCGCCUCAGUUGCACACUCAAUAAUGCUGUUAGAAUUCACUUAGGACGAGACUCUGGUUGUCAUGAUUCUAGGGAUAGUAACCAUAAAAGUACAAUUAGCACCCGUCAUAAUGGAACUGUGGAUAUUAACCUUAAACUUUCGGCCUAUGAAUAUACAAGUAAAGAGUCAGAUGGGAGACCAUUUUCUGUGUCAGAGGUUAUACUCAAGGAUCAUAGGCAGAAAAUAGGGUCUGCUAAUCUAGUUUUCAAAGAUGUCACAAAAGUCCUGUCGUAUGGUUCGUUUUGUGAUCCUACGAAUCCAUUUCUGAUUUUUGUGGAACUUAAUACUUCUAAAAAAAAUGAAUGGUACGAAAGAAAAACUAAUAAUACCUGGGAAAAACAUGAUGAUUUAUCCGGCCAAAUCAGGGGAAUUUUCAACAGCGUGAAAGAACCAUUCAAAAUAAAAGAAUGUUCUCCUGCUACAACUCCUCCAAAGGAGGGUGUCAAGAUAAAUAUAACAGAACAACCAAAGGAUAACACACUUUCUGGUACCUACAGUACGAUCUUUGGUACUCAGGCCGACUAUAUCAUCAUCAAUAAGGAGUCUACCAGUCUAAAAGGUUUUUUAAGGAUUGUUCAUAAAGCAAACACAAAUGGUCCUUUUAUUGUGCAACAGCAACUAGUAGAUGGAAAUAAAAUAGGAUCGAAUAAGAAAGGUAUUAAAGACGUAAAGGAAACUAAUGUAUAUUUCUGGCAGGGUGAGCCAGAUAAACCUAUCCUAGUUGGAAUUUCCACCAAUAAGAGUGAUGGCCAGACAGAGACAAAGUAUUAUUCAUACGCUGCAACUAAUGUUGGAGGGCAGGGAAAGGGUAGUUGGAUACAGGGUAGUUAUGAUACUUUAACAUCUGAAAAUUUAAAUUUUAUGCUCGAUGAUCAAAAUUGCCAAAAAAAUAACGCUGUUCCAUUUGAAAUCAAUAAUCCUACUGAUCCGUCUAAGCUAUAUAGUGAUAGUAAAGCACCAACAUGUAUAAAGGAUCAUAGAAAGAUCACAGAAUCUCCAUCUCCAAGGCAUCCUCAUGGGGGUGAGUACACUACGAAAGAAUACGUAAUUAAAGGUGACGCAAGAAUAUCCAGGGUUACAUUUGAUAAAAAUGAUACUGAUAUAGCCACUAAAGAUACCGUAACUAAGGUUGUAGUAUAUUAUUGGAAGAAUGAUCUAGGUGGAUCCAAUGAGAUUCCUCUUCUUGUAGGAUUUGUUAAAAGUAGUGGAGGCUAUACAUUUUUCGAGAAUCUUGGAAGUCCAGAUUCUACAAAAUGGAAACCAGUUGAUAAGAAAGAAUCACGGACGUUUUACAUAGGUAACUCUCCACAGAAAGAUCUUACGGAGAAACUAGAUGAGGUAAACUGCAGGAUUCAUCACACAGUUAAAAUCAAUAUAUCAAAUAAGGGUGAUCCAAACAAAUACUGUCACGGUAGGUGUUCUCCGAAAAGGAUAAAGAUCAUUCCAACCAAGAAAAGAAUUUCAGGAUGCACAGGUUAUGACCAUAUUUCUAAUAUUUCCAAGGAAACUUUUACAAUAUCUUCUUUCUACAAUGGUUAUGAGAAGCAAGAUGUUACUGUAAAGAUGGGCUUUCCUCUUGAGAAUGUUAAAAAGGUGACUGUCUACUUCCCUAACUGCGAUCAAAGUACACCAGUUAUGAUAUACAUUGAGUGUAGCAAUCAAAGUGCAUGGCUUGAGAAUAAAGACAAACAAGGGAAUUGGGAGGAUGUUAGCGGGAAAAUCCCAGAAGUCAAAAGUAGUCUAAACUUAUGUUCAGUAUAUCCUGGAGAUGGUGAAAGUGGAGAUAGAGAAGCUGAUGGAGGUACACAAGAAGACCAUGAAGAAACUGAGGAAAGUGAGGAAGAUCUAGGUGAUGAGGGAGACCCUAAAUAUGAAGCUGAAGUUGCUCUUCAAUCUGCUACUGCUACUACUUCUGAUCCUCAAGCUCAUUUUGCUGCUCAAGGAGUCUCAGGUGGUGCUGGUUAUGGAGGCUCUCCUAAAGACCCUCCUAACUCUAACUGGAAAGUAAUCACUGGCGUCUCUACAGGCAUUCUUGGUACAUCUGCCUUGGCUUGUUUUGUAGGAUGGAAACUCUAUAAUCGCUAUAAAGGAGAUCCUUGGGUUAGACAGAUUUGA